Oryzias latipes (Japanese medaka) is the source of this 7272-nucleotide messenger RNA. It is a transcript of the gene nrxn2a, whose product is annotated as neurexin 2a. The record is from RefSeq and is a predicted model, not a curated record. Lineage: Eukaryota; Metazoa; Chordata; Actinopteri; Beloniformes; Adrianichthyidae.
GUAAUAGAAAAAAAGAAUAAAACAGAAGUUGGGUUGUGUGUUUGAUCCUUCUGCUAGCACUUAAGUUUGAUGCAGAUGUGUGUGACCACGCCCUCAACCCCAAACGAAACGCUUCCUUAAAAAACUAUCACUGUUGGAGAGUGGAAGCUGACAGCUGCUGCUGCUGCUGCCCUCCGUGUGGCGGAGGAGAGAAAGCAUCUUUGUCUGCUCAGAGCAGCUCUGGGCUUCCCCCCCUACCUGCCUCCAUCGACACAGCAACAUCUGACGAUAAGAAGACACAGCGGUUUUUUCUCUCCCCUCCUCUCCUGAAGACAGACGAAGCUCGCUUUCCCCCCCCUUUUUUCCCGCUCUUCUCCCGCGUGCCAGUCGGAGGGGGGGAAUCUGCGUCUUCAUUUGUGUUUUUGUUUCAUUCUUACGGAAUAAUCCAACCUUCCGCGUCUCCAUGUGUGUCGGAUUGCUGGAUGCUGCUCAGGAUGAUGGGCUGCUGACGGGAGCGACGGCCGCACCCAGGCGACAUGCCUAGACGACCCAUGGAGAACUGACGGAAACAGUGCUGGAUGGAGCCCAGGACACUGGAUGGCGAAGAAGAAGAAGCUCACAGUCUUUUGGAUCAGCCGUGUUGUUUGUUUUCUAUGUCAGCUGAGCCUAAGUAGAUGCAUAGUGGUCUGCGAUGUCCCGCUGGUGCUAGGAGAUGACCAAAAGAGUCAAGAUAGACAGUCAGGGCUAGAUGAACUUCUCCACUGGACAAGCAGCCUUAUUUCUGUGAAUUUUGCCUGAUAACAAAGCAACUGUAGAGAAUACUUAAAGACUUCCUGAUUAAAUUGGACGCCACACGAGAGCCAGAAGAAGAUAUCAGGCAGUGACCAGCAUGGGAAGCUAUAAAGGCAAGGUCUCCUGGUUCUUGCUUCUAGCAGGAUCGAUACUAGGUGGGUUAGCUUUGGAAUAUGAAGGGGUUCCUGGCCAGUGGACGCGCUACGGCCAAUGGGACGCAAAGGUGACAGGUGAGCUCAGCUUUAUUUUGAAGACCAACAUCACCAAAGCCCUGGUGCUCUACCUAGACGAUGGGGGGAACUGCGACUUCCUGGAGCUUCUGCUCGUGGACGGCAGGCUCCAGCUGCGCUUCACCAUCCACUGUGCCGAGCCAGCCUUCCUGCACACAGAGACGUACGUCAACGACCAGCGCUGGCACAGAGUCAUGCUCACCCGCAAUUACAGAGAGACCAGGCUGGUCGUGGACAACGAGGAGAAAACGGCUGAAGUAAAGUCCAAGAGAAAGGAGAUGGUGGUGGCUAGUGACCUGUACGUUGGAGGCAUCUCGCCAGACGUACGUCUCUCCGCUCUGACCUCGAGCACCGUCAAAUACGAGCCGCCGUUUCAGGGCUUCAUCAGCAAUUUGAAGGUGGGGGAGGCGCUUCCUAUCUUGCUGGAUGGUCAGGCGGUCCACAAUGACUUGGAGUACAUAUGUGCCACAGACUCUCCCUGCAGCAACAAAGGGAUCUGCUCCAUCAAUCAAGGAGAGGUCCUGUGCAACUGUAUCAGUACCAGCUACCGGGGAAGGUACUGCAACGAAGUUGUCCAGAAAGAAGUAGAAGGUCUGGCGCACCUGAUGUUAAACCGCCAAGUUUAUCGCCAAGGGCAGAAGGAGUCAGUGGCCACCUUUAGAGGCAAUGAGUUCUUCAGCUUCAACCUGUCCCAGACCCCCAUCCAGAGCAAUCUGGAUGAGAUCACGCUGUCCUUCCGCACGCUGCAGAGGAACGGCCUGCUGCUCCACACGGGGAGGUCCGCCGACUACGUCAACCUGUCCCUGAGGAACGGAGCCCUGUGGCUGGUCAUCAACCUGGGCUCCGGAGCCUUCGAAGCUCUGGUGGAACCCGCCAGCGGGAAGUUCCACGACAACGUCUGGCACGAUGUGCGAGUGACGCGCAACCUUCGCCAGGUGACCAUCCUGGUGGAUGGGAUUCUCACCACCACCGGCUACACUCAGGAGGACUACACCAUGCUCGGCUCGGAUGACCUCUUCUACAUAGGGGGCAGCCUGAACACAGCCGACCUGCCAGGCUCUCCUGUCAGCAACAACUUCAUGGGCUGUCUGAAGGAUGUAAUCUACAAGAAUAACGAGUUUAGACUGGAACUGUCACGGCUGGCUGAGCAGCGGGACCCCAAGAUCAGUAUCCAUGGUGACCUGGUAUUCAGCUGCGAGAACGUGGAAGCCCUGGAGCCGGUCACCUUCGACACCCCGUCCGCCUUCUUGACGUUGCCCAGGUGGAACACCAAGAAGACGGGGGCCAUUUCUUUUGAUUUCCGCACCAGCGAGCCCAGCGGCCUGCUGCUGUUCAGCCACGGCAGUCUGCACGGAGCGCAGCCCGACCGGAAGCCCCGCGCCGACUUCUUCGCCGUAGAGCUGCUGGAUGGAUUCCUCUACCUCGUCAUGGACAUGGGCUCGGGCAGCAUCAAGGUCAAAGCCAGCGAUAAGCGUCUGGAUAAUGGCGAGUGGUGCCAUGUGGACUUCCAGAGGAAGGGGCGCAGCGGUUUCAUCUCUGUGAACAGCCAGAACAUCCCCUUCACCGCCAACGAAGGCAGCGAGAUCCUGGACCUGGACGGAGACAUGUUCCUCGGGGGCUUACCGGAGGAGCGCCAGUCGCUCAUCCUGCCCCCUGAGGUGUGGACGGCGUCCCUCGGGCUCGGCUUCGUGGGCUGCGUCCGGGACCUCUUCAUCGACGGGCAGAGCCGCAACCUGUGGAGGCUGGCGGAGGUCCAGAUCGCAGCGGGCGUCAGCAGCUUCUGCACCAAGGAGACCCACGUGAGGUGCAGCCGGGACACAUGUGCCAACGGAGGACACUGCAGGGAGGGCUGGAACCGACACAUUUGCGACUGCAGUGGCACCGGCUAUCUAGGUCCCAGCUGUGGGAAGGAGGCUACCACCGUGGGCUACGACGGCAGCAUGUAUCUGAAGGUGGGGCUGCCGAGGACGAUGCACACGGAGGCGGAGGACGUGUCGCUGCGCUUCAUGUCUCAGAGAGCCUUCGGGCUGCUGUUGGCCACCACGUCCCAGCAGUCAGCAGACACCCUGCGCGUGGAGCUGGAUGCAGGCAGAGUGAAGCUCACUGUGAACCUGGAUUGUAUCAGGAUAGACUGUAACCUCAGCAAGGGGCCAGAGACUCUCCUUGUAGGCGAGAAGCUCAAUGACAACGAGUGGCACACGGUGAAGGUGGCGCGGCGUGGGAAGAACCUGCAGCUCUCCGUGGACAACGUGACAGCAGAAGGUCACAUGACAGGUGCCCACACCCGCCUGGAGUUCAACAACAUCGAGACAGGGAUCAUGACAGAGCGGCGUUUCAUCUCCGUGGUGCCGUCCAACUUCAUCGGCCACUUGCAGGCGCUCUCCUUCAACGGGAUGCUCUAUCUGGACCAGUGCAAGAACGGGGACAUCUCCUACUGCGAGCUGAACGCUCGCUUCGGCCUGCGACACAUUAUCGCCAACCCCGUGACCUUUCUAACCCAGGCCAGCUACUUGGCCUUCUCCACUCUGCAGGCCUACGCCUCCAUGCAUCUGUUCUUCCAGUUCAAAACAACCAGUCCGGACGGCCUCAUCCUCUUCAACUCGGGAGAUGGAAGCGACUUCAUCGUGGUGGAGAUUGUGAAAGGGUACAUCCAUUACGUUUUUGACCUGGGAAACGGACCGUCGUUGAUGAAGGGGAACUCAGAUCGGCCUCUGAACGACAACCUUUGGCACAAUGUGGUGAUUUCCCGGGACAACAACAACGUGCACGUCCUUAAGAUCGAUUCCCGCACCGUCACCCAGCACGCCAACGGAGCCCGCAACCUGGACCUGAAAGGAGAGCUGUACAUCGGGGGUGUUGGAAAGAGCAUGUACAGCAGCCUCCCCAGACUGAUCGCGUCCCGAGAAGGAUACAAGGGCUGCCUGGCGUCUGUGGAUCUGAACGGCAGGCUCCCAGACCUGCUGGCAGACGCCCUCCAUAAAGUGGGAGACGUGGAGCGCGGCUGUGGAGGUCCCAGCACCACAUGCACCGAGGACUCGUGCCACCAUCAGGGCGUGUGUCUGCAGCAGUGGGAGGGCUUCUCCUGUGACUGCACCAUGACCACCUAUGGGGGGCCUUUCUGCAGCGACCCUGGGACGACGUACAUCUUUGGGAAAGGUGGCGCUCUCAUCACGUACACCUGGGCCCCCAACGAAAGGCCGAGCACUCGGGCUGACCGGUUAGCUGUGGGCUUCAGCACGCAGCAGAAGGAUGCCAUCCUGGUGCGGGUGGAAAGCACCCAUGGGCUUGGUGACUAUCUUCAGCUGCACAUUGAUCAAGGAAAGAUCGGCGUCAUAUUCAACGUAGGGACAGAUGACAUCACCAUCGAUGAGCCCGCUGUCAUUGUAAAUGAUGGCAAGUACCAUGUUGUGCGCUUCACACGCAGUGGUGGCAAUGCCACUCUCCAGGUGGACAACCAUCCUGUCAUUGAGCGCUACCCGCCAGGACACUAUGAUAAUGAACGACUGGCUAUUGCUAGACAAAGAAUCCCAUACAGACUCGGUCGGGUAGUUGACGAGUGGCUACUCGAUAAAGGGAGACAGUUGACCAUCUUUAACAGCCAGGCAGCCAUUAAAAUUGGCGGUCAGGACAAAGGUCGGCCCUUCCAGGGUCAGAUUUCGGGGCUGUACUACAACGGCCUCCAGGUUCUCAAGUUGGCGGCGGAGAGCGACCCCAGCGUUCAGGUGGAAGGGAACCUGCGCCUGGUCGGAGACUCGCUCUCCGUGUUGACCACCGACAUCACUUCCGCCACGCCGCUGCCCGUGUCCGACAUGUCGACCACAAUCAUGGAAACCACCACCACCAUGGCAACCACCACCACCCGCAGGCAACGCUCACCCAGCCUAAGGGAGAGCAUCUCAAAGCCUCAGAGCUCUGAUGAUAUUUUGGUGGCAUCAGCUGAGUGUCCGAGUGACGACGAGGACCUGGAGGAGUGCGAACCCGGAACAGGAGGUGAAUUAGUGUUGCCUAUAAUAACAGUGGACUCCCUUGAGCCCCCAUCCAUCGCCACCCGCUACCCUUUCAUUCCUCCUCCUCCUCCCACCCACCUAUCCCCUCUCGAAACCACCAAAGAGUCCCUGAUACUCCCCCCUCAUCCCUCCUGCCCCCCGGACCAGGAGGACUGCGGUGACCCUGUGGAGGUCUCGGCCUUCGGCUCAGGGGAGAUGACGGAAUCCGAUGACGAAGACUUUAAUAAAAACUCCCCCAUGGUCACCGACAGGACAGUCCUUCCUCCACCUCCUGCCGCUGGUGACAGUGGAGUCCACAAACCCCGUCCCUUACCUCCUUUUAUCCCCACCACCAACCCCGACCAGCUCCACAUUCCUGCAGGCAAAAUGAACACCCGUGACCAGGUGCUUCUACCCCCUGCUCCUCCUUCCUCCCGCAACACACCGGGACUAACUUACCCUCCCAAUUUUCCCCAUGUGCCCACAGCCAACCCCACAGCCUCAGAUGAAAAGAGCCAGCACGUGGAGGUGAUCAGGGAGGCCAGCAGCACCACAGGCAUGGUGGUUGGCAUCGUGGCUGCUGCUGCCCUCUGCAUUCUUAUCCUCCUCUAUGCCAUGUACAAGUACCGCAACCGGGACGAGGGCUCCUACCCGCCAGACCAGAGCCAGAGCUUUGCCAACAGUUCGGCCGGGGAGGGCAAUGGGGCCGUGGUCAAGGACAAAAGCACGGCGAAAGGCUCCGUGGCCAAGGCCAACACAAAGGGCAAAAAGAACAAAGACAAAGAAUAUUACGUCUGAGAGCAGAGAGGAAACAGACGUGGACUAGAGGAGGAAUUUUGUUCUGCAACCCGGACUUGUCAGGUGGGCCUUCGGGGGGAAAAAAGAUAAAUAAAUCGAAUAAAAAAACACAGACCACAAAAAAACUGCACAAAGCAAAUAUAUAUUGCUUUUCUGUGUCUUGAAAGUCAAAGUUGCCCAUUAGUGAUAAAUUCUUCUCGACGACACGAGAUCUGACUCAUCCUCUGUGUCCAAAAUGUGCACUCUGUCAGCAUUCAUCGAUUCCUUGUUGAAGCAUCAUCUCUUAUUUUGGUUUCUACGAGCUUGGAGGAAGAAAACCCACUUUGGCUUUGUAAAUAGCAGAGGUGUGGCUGUGUACAGAAAGUUCCGAGAACAUCCGGUUUCUUUGGACUUCUUCGUGAUGCUGUAUCUUGAGUCUUAAUGUCCCCCAGAUAUGAUGUGUGAAGCACAACAGGCCAAGUUUUUUUUUUCUCUCUCAAAUAUCUAGCAGCCAUUCUGAGCGUGCAGGAACUCGGAGGAAGCGAGGCUUCCGUGUUCAUCCUGUGGUUCCGAAAGUCCCCCGGUCAUUCCGGUCCAGAGCGUCUCACGUCCACUCUUACAAGUGUGAUGGGUCAGAAACAUUACCUGUGUGAGUAGUAAGUGUGCCAUGCCGUACCAAGUAGGGAUAAUCGUGAACAUGUCGGCCAGCGACCGCCAGUGGAGGUAUUUCUCUGUAAACACUGCUUGUAUGUACUGUAUAUACAUAGAGGUUGGAAGCAUCAGUUUGCCGGGUAAGGUAAGAGGAAGACACACCGUCUCCUUCCAAGCACAGAUUUUAGGACAUCGAAACAACCCAAGCAGCUUUGAAGAGCACAAAGUCGCAGGUUCCGGCUGCUGACCGCACCCCCCGUUGAUUCUCCUCAAACUGUCAUUGGAUAAUCCAAAAAGCACAUUGAAAAUGUUAACGCUUGAGACAGAGAUGUUCCUUGUAAAGCAGCCAAACAUGUAUUUGUUUUCUAUCAGUUAUCAAAAGACUAUUCUAUGAGGUGAAUAAUUGAAAAUUUGUGAACUGUAUUGAUAUUUCUCCGAUAUUUCCGUGUAUCUUGUCACCACCUUUUCUGAUCAUGUUCCAUUUUCAGAUUGUCUUUCAUUUGGAUCACUUGUUUUGGGGGUUUUUUUUAUAAAAAGCACACUCCUCUCAAAGCUGCAGAUGUGUUUGUUUUUGUCGGAUGGAACAAACCAUUGUCACGUUUGGUUGUACAAUUUUCUUUCUGAACCUGGUACUCAAUGAAACAAAUAAUAUGAAGCCAUUCUUCUCUGUUGAGUUAUUUAUUCAUACGCUGUGAUCUUUUUUUCAAUGAAAGUGCCAUUCAACAUGAGCAGCUCAGCACUCGGAAAAUAGACCAUUCCUCACUUAUUGCUAUUGUAUAAUGUUCAUGUGAAAUGGAUCUUAAUAUGUGUACAGAACGUGGAAAAAGAUGAAAAUACACUUGAUUAUAUACUUUGUA